UGCCCGCGGCGCUCCGCAGGCGGCUCAGCCGAGCGCCGACAUGAGCCUGGCCGAGGGCCGCGCCCCGCGCCGGACGGCCGGGAAUCGCCUCUCGGGGCUGCUCCAGGCCGAGGAGGAGGAUGAAUUCUACCAGACCACCUACGGCGGCUUCAACGAGGAGUCUGGGGACGACGAGUACCGCGGGGAGCACUCGGACAGCGAUGACGAGGUGGACUCGGACUUCGACAUCGACGAGGGUGACGAGCCGGGCUCGGAGCAGGACGAGGCCGAGCCCCGGCGCCGCCGCCGCGUCCUCACCAAGGCCUACCGGGAGCCGCUCAAGAGCCUGCGGGCCAAGAAGGCGGAGGGGCCGCGGGGAGGAGCCCAGAAAAGCAGGGAGGUGAAAUCCCUGCCCCUGGAGCUGCAGGAGGAUGUGGGAGACAGCCGGAAGCACAUGCGCCAGUCCACCACGGAGCACACCCGGCAGACGUUCCUGCGGCUCCAGGAGCGCCAGGUGCAGUCCAAGAGGAAAAAGGGAGGCACCAGCUACGAGCGGCCCCUGACCCAGGAGGAGCUGCUGGAGGAGGCCAAGAUCACUGAGGAGAUCAACCUGCGCUCCCUGGAGAACUAUGAGAGGCUGGAGGCCGACAAGAAGAAGCAGGUGCAGAAGAAGAGGAAGAUCGUGGGGCCCGUGAUCCGUUACUGGUCACUCACCAUGCCCCUGCUGCCCGAGCCCGGCCGCGACGAGCCCGUGGACGUGGAGGGGCUGGACCCCGACUCCCACCCCACACCCGCCCCGCCGUCCCCGGGGAAAUGCUCCCGCACCUUCAUCUCCUUCAGCGACGACGCCACCUUCGAGCGCUGCUUCCCCAAAUCCAAACCGCCGCGGCUGCCGGUGCGGGAGCUGUGCCCGGUCACCCACAAACCGGCCCUGUACCGGGACCCCAUCACCGACAUCCCCUACUCCAACGCCCGCGCCUUCCGCAUCAUCCGCGAGGCCUACAGGAAAUACAUCACCGCGCACGGGCUGCCCAGCGCCGCCGCCGCCGCCAUGGCGGGGCCCGGGGACGGCGCCGCGCCGCGGCCGGGCCGCCAGAAAAUCGUCAUCAAGCAGAGCGUCCCCAGCGCCUGACGUCCCAAUUUUGGGAUUUGGGGUGUUGGGGUUUUAGUAUUUGGGGUGUUGGGAGAUGGCGUCGUCCGCAGCGAUGGUUUUGUUGUGGGUCUUCCAUCCAAAAUGGCAGAAAAUCGUCAUCAAGCAGAGCGUCCCCAGCGCCUGACGUCCUGAUUUUGGAGUGUUGGGAUUUUGGGGUGUUGGGGGUUUUAGUAUUUGGGAUUUUGGGAGAUGGCGUCAUUCCCAAUGGUGGUUUUGUUGUGGGGCUCCAUCCAAAAUGGCAGAAAAUCGUCAUCAAGCAGAGCGUCCCCAGCACCUGAUAUCCAGGAAUUUGGGGUUUUAGGAUUGACGGCGGUGAUGGAUUUGUUGAGGGGCUCCCAUCCAAAAUGGCGGAAAACGGUCAUGAAACAAAGUGUUCCCAGUUCCUGGAAUUCUGGGAUUCUGGGUUGUUGGGAUUUUGGGGUGUUCGGAUUUUGGGGUGUUGGGGUUUUAGUAUUUGGGAUUUUGGGAGAUGGCGUCAUUCCCAAUGAUGGUUUUGUUGUGGGGCUCCAUCCAAAAUGGCAGAAAAUCGUCAUCAAGCAGAGCAUCACAGUGCCUGACGUCCCAAUUUUGGGGUGUUGGGAUUUUGGGGUUUUAGUAUUUGGGAUGUUGGGAGAUGGUGUCAUCCACAGCGAUGGUUUUGUUGAGUGUCUUCCAUCCAAAAUGGCAGAAAAUCGUCAUCAAGCAGAGCGUCCCCAGCACCUGACAUCCUGGGAUUUUGGGGUUUUGGGAUUGAUGGCGAUGAUGGAUUUGUUGAGAGGCUCCCAUCCAAAAUGGCAGAAAACGGUCAUGAAACAAAGUGUUCCCAGUUCCUGGAAUUCUGGGAUUCUGGAAUUAUGGGAUUCUGGGUUGUUGGGAUUUUGGGGUGUUGGGAUUUUGGGGUGUUGGGGUUUUAGUAUUUGGGAUUUUGGGAGAUGGCGUCGUCCGCAGCGAUGGUUUUGUUGUGGGGCUCCAUCCAAAAUGGCGGAAAAUUGUCACCAAACAAAGUGUUGCCAGUUCAUGAAAUCCUGGGAUUCAGGGGUGUUGGGAUUUUGGGGUGUUGGGGUUUUGGGGUGUUGGGGUUUUAGUAUUUGGGAUUUUGGGAGAUGGUGUCAUUCCCAAUGAUGGUUUUGUUGUGGGGCUCCAUCCAAAAUGGCGGAAAAUCGUCAUCAAGCAGAGCGUCCCCAGCGCCUGACGUCCAGGAUUUGGGAUAUUGGGAUUUGGAGUGUUGGGAUUGAUGGCGGUGAUGGAUUUGUUGAGGGGCUCCCAUCCAAAAUGGCAGAAAAUGGUCAUGAAACAAAGUGUUCCCAGUGCCUGGGAUUCUGGAAUUCUGGGAUUCUGGGGUGUUGGGAUUUUGGGGUGUUGGGAUUUUGGGGUGUUGGGGUUUUAGUAUUUGGGAUGUUGGGAGAUGACGUCAUCCACAGCAAUGGAUUUGUUGAGUGUCUUCCAUCCAAAAUGGCAGAAAAUCGUCAUCAAGCAGAGCGUCCCCAGCGCCUGACGUCCUAAUUUUGGGAUUUGGGGUGUUGGGAUGUUGGGAUUGACGGCGGUGAUGGAUUUGUUGAGGGGCUCCCAUCCAAAAUGGCGGAAAAUUGUCACCAAACAAAGUGUUGCCAGUUCAUGAAAUCCUGGGAUAUUGGGAUGCUGGAGUAUUGGGAUCUUGGGAUUUCAGAUUUUAGGAUUUUAGUAUUUGGGAUGUUGGGAGAUGGCGUCAUCCGCAGCGAUGGUUUUGUUGUGGGGCUCCCAUCUGAAAUGGCAGGAAAUGGUAAUGAAACAAAGUGUUCCCAGUGCCUGAAAUCCUGGGGAUUCUGGGAUAUUGGAGUGUUGAGAUUUCAGGAUUUGGGAUGUUGGGAUUUGGGGUUUAGGGGUAUUGGGAUUUCAGGAUCUGGGAUGUUGGGAUGUGCAGUCAUCCACAGCGAUUGAUUUCUUGAGUGUCUUCCAUCCAAAAUGGCAGAAAACAAAGUGUUCCCAGUGCCUGAAAUCCUGAGAUUCUGGGGUGUUGGGAUUUGGGAUUUUGAGGUAUUGGGAUAUUGGGAUUUUGAGGUAUUGGGAUAUGGGAUUUGGGAUUUGGGAUUUUGGGAGAUGGGAUCAUCCACAGUGAUGGUUUUGAGAAAGCCCCACCCAGGACACCAAAAAAUCAUCACACAAAGCAUUCCUAGAGCCCAAAAUCCUGGGAUAUUGGGAUUUUGGGAUUUGGGGAUAUGGGAUCACCCCAAGUGAUGCUUUUUGGGGCGGUCAGUGUUCACCAGGGGUGUUGGAGGAGGAAAUAAAGUGAAGUUGGGGGUUGGUUUGUGUGGGGUGGCGGGAAAUCCUACAAAAAUGAGGGGUGGGAGCCCCUUUUAGAGGAAAUCCUACAGAAAAUAUGGGGUGGGAGCCCCUUUUAGAGGAAAUCCUACAGAAAAUAUGGGGUGGGAGCCCCUUUUACCAGGAAAUCCUACAGAAAAUAUGGGGUGGGAGCCCCUUUUAGAGGAAAUCCUAUAGAAAAUAUGGGAUGGGAGCUCCUUUUCCUACAAUAAACAAGGUUCAUAAAUCCCUUAUUUUCCAGGACACCCUACAAUAAAUAAACAGUUUGUGGGAUUCCAGAAAAUCCUGAAAUAAACUUUAUGGGGUCCCCUUUUCCU
Molecule: messenger RNA, 3726 nt
Organism: Oenanthe melanoleuca
Lineage: Eukaryota; Metazoa; Chordata; Aves; Passeriformes; Muscicapidae
Gene: VPS72
Product: vacuolar protein sorting 72 homolog
Exons: 6
Coding region: 41-1111 (356 amino acids)
Biological process (GO): chromatin remodeling; regulation of DNA-templated transcription
Cellular component (GO): nucleus
Molecular function (GO): ATP-dependent H2AZ histone chaperone activity
Source: RefSeq, a predicted model, not a curated record